This is a messenger RNA of Cataglyphis hispanica, 1353 nucleotides long. RefSeq names its product E3 ubiquitin-protein ligase CHIP (gene STUB1). Lineage: Eukaryota; Metazoa; Arthropoda; Insecta; Hymenoptera; Formicidae. Gene Ontology annotation, biological process: protein polyubiquitination; cellular response to misfolded protein; protein quality control for misfolded or incompletely synthesized proteins. The record is from RefSeq and is a predicted model, not a curated record. Bases 136 to 1017 code for a protein of 293 amino acids. Gene Ontology annotation, cellular component: Z disc; cytoplasm. The transcript is spliced from 4 exons. Gene Ontology annotation, molecular function: ubiquitin protein ligase activity; protein-folding chaperone binding.
AAACAAAGAUGAAAUAUUUGACGUUCGUUUAGAGGUUAGAUAAAAGGCUGCCGUAUUCGUUUCGCGUAUAGCUUCUCGUUUACGAAUAAUUGAUUUGAUCGUGCAUGUAGUGCGACGUGAUCAUCGGCCGUCAUCAUGAGUAAGAUGUAUUCGACGGCGAACCUGUCCGACAAGGAGCUGAAGGAACAGGGGAACCGUCUCUUCGAUCUGCACAAGUACGAGGACGCGGCCAAUUGCUAUACAAAGGCGAUUAUAAAGAAUCCAGACCAAGCAUUGUACUUCACAAAUCGAGCACUGUGUCACUUGAAAUUGAAACAAUGGGAAUCUGUCUGUAAGGAUUGCAGACGAGCCUUAGAUAUAGAUCCUUGCUUGAUGAAAGGUCAUUUUUUCUUGGGACUCGCCCUGCUGGAAUUGGAACUCUUUGACGAAGCUGUAAAACAUUUGCAGAGAGCUGUAGAUUUGGCAAAGGAACAGAAAUUGAAUUAUGGUGACGACAUCACCAGUGUAUUACGACAGGCACGUAAACGUCGUUUUCAAGUGAGGGAAGAACAGAGGAUUGCUCAAGAUAUUGAACUGCAGACUUAUUUGAGCCAGCUGAUUGUAGAUGAUGCAAAACGUAACUUAUCAGCUUUACAAGAACAGGAGACAAAGGAUUCCGAUACUGAUGCAAGUUCAACUGAAUUUGCUAUGAGAAAAGAGGAGAUUGAGGAGAAGAGAGAUACCUGCCUAUCGCGACUCAAUGAUCUCUUCGCUAAAGUCGACGAGAGGAGAAGGAAAAGAGAAGUGCCUGAUUAUUUGUGCGGUAAGAUCAGUUUUGAAAUCUUGCAAGAACCAGUGAUUACACCUAGUGGAAUCACAUACGAACGGAAAGACAUCGAGGAGCAUCUUCAGCGAGUUGGUCAUUUUGAUCCAGUUACGCGUGUGCGUCUUACGCAAGAUCAAUUAAUCCCAAAUUUGGCGAUGAAGGAAGUGGUUGAUACUUUCUUACAGGAAAACGAAUGGGCUUUGCAUUACUGAUGUCAAUACAUAAUUUACUGCCAUAGAUUUAUAUUAAGGCAAUGGUGAUCUUUAGCAAUGGAACGAAAAAAAUCGAUAUUUGAUAAAGAAAUUUAUAGAAAGAUAUCUAAAGGAAGAAAUCUCAAGAAAAUGUAAAGUAAUAGAGUAUAUAUUAUAAUGAGAAAAUGCUUUAUCUUGUUAUUGUUAAAUAUUUUUCUGAAAUAUGCCAUAUGAGAAACGUGAAAGUUAUUAUUAUUGAAUGUAAGUAUAGUAAUAGUAAAUAAUUAAUUAAAGUAAGGAUUAAUGUAAACUGAUACAGGGGACAUUACCAUAAGAGGAAAUAUAUAAUUAAUUGCA